Caenorhabditis remanei is the source of this 7284-nucleotide messenger RNA. RefSeq lists its product as uncharacterized. The record is from RefSeq and is a predicted model, not a curated record. NCBI's taxonomy places the organism in Eukaryota, Metazoa, Nematoda, Chromadorea, Rhabditida, Rhabditidae. The transcript is spliced from 18 exons. The coding region runs from base 1 to 7284 and encodes 2427 amino acids.
AUGUUCUUCAGCUGUGGCGUAAAUAGCAGCACCCCAGGUCGUCAGCUAGUUGUGAGCGAAUCAUUACCGGAAAGUGCUCUACACGAUCCACCAUCACAAGCGCUCCGAACUUUAUCCCCGGUUUCACCGCCUACAGCGAAUUCUAGUAGUUCAACUAGCAGAUCUUGUUCACCAGUUGUACGUGCAGAAGCAAUUGUUCCUGGCAAGUGGACACACAUUUCUGGAAAAGUCUCCGUUCGGCCUCUGACGCCUUCUGAAACCGAAUCGGUUCUUGAUCGUCAACGUCAGAAAAAUCGACGAUCUUCUAGAAAAGACAAGCUCAAAAUGUCGAGUCACGACGAUACUCGAAGUUCUGGAGGAGGAGAUGGAACAAUCCAUAUCCCGUCUGCAGACUCAAAGGAGCCAACUCCUGAAAGUCCGGGCUCUCGUUCCAACUACGGAGAAUUCUACUGUCCAACAACGGACAGUUUGAAAACGUACUCGUAUACAAUUCAUAUGAAGAAAACGGAGGAGGAAACUCAUGAGUAUGAAGGUGACAGUUGGGAUACUUCUGGUGAGAACAACUAUCACCAUACUUCUUCCUUCGAUGAUGAUCUACUUCUCGAGAUUGAUAGCUCUCGCGGAGCCGCCGUUGCUCGUCUCGACCGUACUCAGGAUGACUUGAACAAGUUCCGUCAACGUAUUGACAACAAUGUUGAACAACAAAAAGAAUACAGUGAGAUGAUGGCUGCUCUUCAAAACAAGGUUCAUGAGUACCGUAAACACAUUGCUGAGCUUGAAGGAAGAAUGGUUGGAGCUCGCAACCGCAUGUUGGAUGAUCCAAGUUCCAACGUUAUGAUUUUUGACAACUACGAUCCAGGAAACACUUACAUUAACAAUCACAACGUUGAGCUCUGGAGCCCAGCUCGUGGAAAGCGUGAGACCAUUCUUGGAGGUGGUGGAGCAGGGCUCACCACUGUCAAUGUUCACACUGGAGCAGGAACUGGAGGAUACGGAAGUGGAGUUGCUGGGUAUGGAGGAGGUCAAACAAUAGCUGGUGAUCCGAAUGCAAACUAUGAGAUGAUCGCUAGAUUGGAUGAGGAGAGAAGACGUUCGGAUGAGUAUAGAAUGCAAUGGGAGAACGAGCGUCAGAAAUCAUUGGUUUUGGAGGAUGAGAAUGAUCGCUUGAGGCGAGAGUUCGAGCGUUAUGCUAAUGAUAGUAAGGACAAGGAGAAGACAUUUGUCAAUCGGGAGAGAAACUUGGCUCAAUAUCUCAGCGACGAGCAACGCAAGAUGCUCGACUUGUGGACUGAACUUCAACGUGUCCGCAAGCAAUUCUCUGACUUGAAAGUUCAAACAGAAGAAGAUCUUGACAAGCAAAAGUCCGAGUUCACUCGUGCACUUCGCAAUGUUAGCAACAUGUCUCGUAAUGUGACAUUCACUGGUGGAGCUGGAGAUUCACUUGGUCUCUAUGGAUUGGAUGAUAGCAACGAUGUCAACCGUACCACCAAUAACUACGAGAAAGUUCUUAUUGAAACUGUGAAGAGAAUGAACACUGGAGGCGCUGGAGGUGCAUCAAGUGCAGAACUUCUCGAGGAGUUGAGAAAGAUUCGUGGAGGUGGCAGUUCAGAAGGGGAUGCUGAGUUGCACAAGGAGUUGAUGACCAAGUAUGAGGAGUCCAUUGAGAGAAACAUUGAAUUGGAGUCAAAGGGAGAUGAUGCUCAAAGAAAGAUUGCUGAACUCGAAGCUGAACUCCGUCGUAACCGUGAAAAACUCAAUGAAUCUCAGAAUGCAUUGAAGAAACUGCAUGAAAUGGCUCAAGAUAGUGAGAAGAACGUUGAUGGAACUGUAUCUAUCAAAAGAACCAGAUCUUUGUCACCAGGAAAGACACCACUUCCACCAUCUGAGGCUCUUCGUGCUGUCCGUAACACUUUCCGCAACAAGGACAAUGAUAUUCAACAAUUGGAGAGAAAACUCAAGAUUGCUGAGAGUCAAGUCAAGGAAUUCCUGAACAAAUUCGAGAAUGCUGAUGAAGCUCGUCGACGUCUCGACAAGCAAUUUGCGGAUGCCAAGCGUGAGAUUAGCAAUCUCCAAAAGAGUGUCGAUGAAGCUGAACGCAACUCUCGUCGCACUGAUGACAAACUGAGAGCCUCGGAGGCUGAGCGUGUUGCUGCUGAGAAAGCCAGAAAGUUCUUGGAGGAUGAGCUUGCCAAAUUGCAAGCCUCUUUCCAGAAGAGUUCGACCGACGACGCUCGCAAGCUCCGUGAUGAGAUGGAUGAGCAUGCAAACUCAAUUCAAGAAGAGUUCAAGACUCGAAUUGAUGAGCUCAACCGUCGCAUUGAGAAUCUUCUUCGUGAAAACAACCGCUUGAAGUCUGAAGUCAACCCAUUGAAGGACAAGUAUCGUGAUUUGGAAAAUGAAUACAACAGCACUCAACGUCGCAUCGAUGAGAGGGAGACUCAAAUCAAGUACUCCGAUGACAUUCGUCGCAACAUCCAAAAAGAUUUGGAUGACUUGCGUGAGAAGUACGAUCGUGUCCACAGUGAUAACGAAAAGAUUCUUGGAGAGUUGGAACAUGCUCAAAAGGCUGCUCAUUUGGCUGAACAACAACUGAAGGAGAUCAAGAUUCAACGUGAUGACUACCAAAAGCAGAAGGAUGAAAAUGCUCGUCAUCUCUUCGACAUCCGUCAUAAGUUGGAGACUGAGAUCAAGGGCCGUCAAGAUUUGGAGAAGAAUGGUGUUCGUAGCAACGAUGAACUUGACAAACUCCGUCAAACCAUCAGUGACUACGAGAGUCAAAUCAACCUUCUUCGCCGUCACAAUGAUGAAUUGGAUACUACCAUCAAGGGACAUCAAGGAAAACUCACUCAAUUGGAGAAUGAGUUGCACUCUCGUUCUGGAGAAAUCGAAAAGUUGAAUGAUUUGAACCAACGUCUUCAAAAGGAGAAACAAGAUGUUCUCAACCAGAAACUCAAGUUGGAUGGAGAUAUUCAAGCUCUUAAGGAGACAAUUAGAAAAAUGGAGAAUGAGUUGGAGAAACUCAGAAAUGAGAACAAGGAACUUGUUGGAAAGGAAGUUCGUGCCAGAGAUGCUGCCAACCAACACUUGUCUCGUGCCAAUCUUCUAAACAAGGAAUUGGAUGACACCAAACAAGAUCUUAAGCACUCAACUGAAAUCAAUAAGCAGUUGGAGCAAGACAUCCGUGAUUUGAAGGAACGUUUAGCUAAUAUGGGAAGAGGUGGACGUGUUUCCCGAGACAGCACAACUACUGGAACUGAUGGUGGUGCAUUUGGAGAUCGCAGCAGUGUUGCCGACUCUAACAGACAACGUGGAGCUGCUGGAAGCAAUGUCUACAUCCCAGCCGCUGAAGAUAUCGAGAGCAGAGGAGGAGAUGAGAUCACUAUCCCAUCAUCUGGAGGUGAUGUUAUCCAUGGCCGCGAUGGACGUGAUGGAAAGGAUGCUACUGGACAACGUGGCACUCAUACUAUUGUCAACACCAAGGAAAGAAUCGAGAGAAUCGAAAAGAAUAUUCUCGAUCGUUACCAUGAUGAUGAGCUAGCUGAGCACAAGAUUCGUGAGAUUAAUGACCGCUGGAAGAGAGAGUUGGAGCGUCUUGAGAACGAUAAGGAUGACUUGGAGCGCAGAAUCCGUGAACUUGAAGAUGAAUUGUCUCAGAUCGGACGUGGAAACGACAAGACUGAGAAUGAUAUCACUGAAUUGAAGAGAAAGCAUGCUGCUGAAAUUGACAAGCUGAAGAGUGAUAUCAGUGCUCUUCAUGACAAACAUCUGAGUGAUCUUGAUGAUGAAAAGGAGCAAUACGGAAAAGCGGUUGAGAACUUGAAAUCCGUUGAGGACGAUCUUCGUGAUAAGCUCAACAAUUUGGAGAAGCAGUUGGCUGACUCUCUUAAUCGCGAGAAUGAACUUGAGAGAGAGAAGAGAGAUUAUGAUGAGAAAAUCAACAAUCUCUACACUCAGAACCAGAAGAUCAAGGAUGAGUGGGAUGACUUCCGUAACGAUGCUGAUAAGGAAAUCCAGAAAUGGAAGACCGAUGCAUACACUGUUCGCUCUGAAGCCAAGGCUCUCGAGACCACCAACACUGCAUUGAAGGCACAACUCCAAGCUGCCAAUGAUAGAAUCGAUCAUUUGACAAAGACUGUCAAUGAUCACACCUCCAAAGUCCGCGAUUUAACUUCCCAAGUUCGCCGUUUGGAAGAUGAACUUUCUGACAGCAAGGCUAAUCUUGUCCAGAAGGAAAUGGAUCUUGAAAGUGCUCAGAACCGUCUCCGUUCAUUGGAGGAUCAAUACAGUACCCUUCAAAGUGACUCCAACAAAUGGAGAGGAGAAUUGGACGCUGCUCUCCGUGAGAACGAUGUUCUUAAGAGCAACAACACCAACAUGGAGGCUGACUUGACCCGUCUCAGAAAUCGUCUGAAGUCUGCUGAGGAUGCAUUGAAGGAGUUGAAGGCAGCUUUGAGCCAUGCCAAGACUGAGAAGGAACGUCUUCAGAAUGCAUUCCGUGAGAAGACCAAACAGGCUGAUCAUUUGAACCAGUUGGCUUCUCAAUUCGACACAAAAUUGACCAAGCUCCGUAACGAACUUCAAGAUACCAAUGACAAGCUUAUCACUUCCGAUACCGAAAGAACCGCUCUUCGUAACGAGCUCCAGAAACUCAGCCAAGAGCUCAAAUUCGGAAAUGAGCAGAUUCAACGUAAAUCUGAUGAGUACCAGACCAUUAUUGAUGAUUUGGCACACUCUCAUCGUGUUUCUGAGGACAGUCGUCUUAAUGCUCUUCAAGAGCUUGAAGCCAGAAAGUACGAGAUCAAUGACUUGACAUCUCGUCUCGACAGUACUGAGCAACGGUUGACAACUCUCCAACAAGACUACAUUAAGGCCGACUCCGAGAGAGAUAUUCUUUCGGAUGCUCUCCGACGCUUCCAAUCUUCUGCUAACCGCGUCAUCAACUUCCACACCUUCGUUGAUGGUGGAGCUGGAUACGUUGAUGGAGUUCCAGGAGGAGCCAGUAUCAUCGGUGGAGGACCAUCUGCACAACGCUCGGGAGCUUACGAUCCAGCCAGUGGUGGUGUUAUUGGAACUGGAAUCAGUGGAGGACCAGGCGGAUCUGAUUUCGGUCGUGAAAUCGAAAUAGGUCGCGGCGACUCGGAUCAAUCCGAUGUUGCUUAUCCUCGUUCAGUUCCAUUCCCACCAUCUGCUGACUUCAGCAGUGAACGUCCUGGCGCUACAUCUGCCGGUGGACGUGUGAUCAACAAUCUCGAUGGAACCACCACAGUCAACUUGAAUGGUGGAUUCGACAUUGCAAACCUUGAAGGAACUCUUCAAUCACUUCUCAACAAGAUCGAGAAACUCGAGAUGGAACGCAAUGAACUCCGUGACACUUUGGCUAGAAUGAAGAAGAAGACCACUGAAACUCAUACUACCAUCAACCAAAAGGAAACUCGCUACAGAAAUAUCGAGGAUAAUCUCCAAGACACUGAGGAAGAGAAACGUGCUCUCGAAUCUCGUCUUCAAUCUGCUAAGACUUUGCUUCGUUCUCAAGAGGAAGCUCUCAAGCAGAGAGAUGAGGAACGUCGUCAAAUGAAAUCCAAGAUGGUUGCCGCUGAACUUCAAGCUCGUGGAAAGGAAGCCCAACUCCGGCACUUGAAUGAGCAACUCAAGAACUUGAGAACUGACUUGGACAACGCUCAAACCGACAUUCGCUCUCUUCGCGACAAGGAGGAGCAAUGGGAUUCCAGCCGCUUCCAAUUGGAGACCAAAAUGCGUGAAAGUGAUUCUGACUCCAACAAACUCCAACUCCAAAUUGCAUCAUUCGAAAGUGAACGCCAGAUCUUGACAGAAAAAAUCAAGGAAUUGGAUGGAGCUCUUCGUUUGAGCGACUCCAAGGUUCAAGACAUGAAGGAUGACACUGACAAGCUCCGCCGUGAACUCAGCAAGGCUGAGAGUGUUGAAAAUGAACUUCGCAAAACCAUUGACAUUCAAAGCAAAACUUCACAUGAAUACCAACUUCUCAAAGACCAACUUCUCAAUACCCAAAAUGAAUUGAAUGGUGCAAACACUCGUAAGCAACAACUCGAGAAUGAACUUCUCAAUGCCCGCAGCGAAGUCAGAGACUACAAACAGCGUGUCCAUGAUGUCAACAACCGUGUUGCUGAACUUCAACGUCAACUCCAAGACGCCAACUCUGAAAAGAAUCGCGUCGAAGACAGAUUCCUCUCUGUUGAGAAGGUUGUCAACACAAUGAGAACCACUGAAACUGAUCUCCGCCAACAACUCGAGACUGCAAAGAAUGAGAAACGUGUUGCUCUCAAGGAGCUUGAAGACAUCAAGAGACGUCUUACUCAAUUGGAGAACGAGAGACGCAACUCUUCUCAACUUGCUGAUGGAUGGAAGAAAGAGAAGGCUACGCUCAUGAAGAAGAUUGAACUUCUUGAAAAUGAGAAACGCCGUACAGACGCCGCCAUCCGCGAGACUGCUCUUCAACGUGAAGCCAUCGAGAAAUCGUUGAAUGCUAUGGAGCGUGAGAACAAAGAGCUCUACAAGAACUGUGCUCAACUCCAACAGCAAAUUGCACAGCUUGAGAUGGAGAACGGCAACAGAAUCUUGGAGCUUACCAACAAGCAGCGUGAGGAGCAAGAGAGACAACUCCUCAGAAUGCGUCAAGAGAAGGGACAGAUCGAGAAAGUCAUCGAGAAUCGUGAGCGCACUCAUCGCAAUCGAAUCAAGCAGCUCGAAGAUCAAAUUAAUAUUCUCCGUGACCAACUCGAUGGCGAACGUCGUCGCAGACGUGAAUAUGUUGAUCGCUCCAUGGUCAAUGACAUCGGACGUCUUGGUUCCAAUGUUCUUGGUAUCCGUAGCAGCUAUGGUGACAACAACAUCGAUGCAAUCAUUCACGGUGGAAGCCGUUCUGUUGGAUUCUAUCCACGUUCGACUUUCGCAUCGAACCCAUUGACUCCACCACUUGGAACAUCCACUCCAACCCAUCGCCCACACAUCACCGACUUCAGAAGUGCAGUUGAUGCCGGAAGCAGCUAUCGCCGUCCAAUCUCCACAAUAGAGGAUUCCGGAUCGGUGUACGGCGGCUCGAUUAGAGACCGCGAUUCGGUCUACGGUGGUGGCGGACGUGAUUCGUCGUUUGGCACACGUGCCGGAGAUUCCAUCUCUCGUACUGGCGUUGAGCCACGUGAUCCGUCUAUCGUAGAAAUUCCAUCGAACGAGCCAAUGACUACGUCCACCCAUUCUCAAGGAGGAUCUCGCUAUGAUACCCUGGCACCUAACCGCGACGACUUGUAG